GUGGAAAGCCGCCUUUAGAUUUCUAAUUCUAACCUAACCUCACUUUUCUAACUUAAAUAAACAGGGAUUUUGAAUUUUUAGUUUUUUUCGAUUAUCAAAAAAUGAUUCGAAAUAGUUUAAAUUCAUUAUUUAAAUCAUUUACAAUAAGCAGUGAAUCCUCCGUAAUAAAUUCCACUAGAACAAUAAUUACAAGUAGUUCACUAUUUAGAAAUGUUGUUGAUAGAAAAGAGAUGCUCAGAUCCCUGCCAGCAACAGACGAAGGUACAGGAGGAGAAAAUAAUACGGCCGUUGAUUCCCUAAUACGUAAUAAGCAACAACUAUUUCCUACCGCUGAUUCACUGAAUAAAAUGUUCAAUGGUGUACCAUUCAAAGACCUUCCGAUUGUCAACAUUCGUGUUACAUCUAAUAAUACAAUAAUCAGUUUUACUGAUUCGAAAGGUGUCCCAAAAAUAAUUAGGUCUUGCGGAAUAGAAGGAUUCAAAAAUACCAGAAAAGGGACUAAUGUUGCUGCACAAACAACUGCUAUUACGUUUGGUACAAAAACAUUGGAAAGGGGUGUGAAAACUGUUCGAGUAAGAGUUCGUGGACUAGGCCCUGGUAGGAUGUCAGCUAUAAAAGGUUUACAAAUGGCCGGACUUGAUAUUGUUUCGAUAACAGACAGUACAAGAGUAUCGUGGAACCCUCCAAGAGCAAGAAAACAGAGAAAGCUCUAAGCUUUUUAAAAUUAAGUUUUGUUAUAAAUGUAAUACUUUAGAAAAUAUAUUAUUUAAAUCCCCGAAAACCAAGAUUAAAUCUGUCAAACCUAAAACCAAGCCAUUAGAAAACAAAAAUCAUGUAGUGAAAAAAUAUAUCACCUCAUCGUCCUUGCAGCCUAAGCAAAAGAAAUGUGGCUACUCACAAAUGCAUAUAAAUAUCGUAUUACCAAAUAUAACCAACCUAUUGUUUUUCAGGGAAUCGGUAACAUAAACACACAGCAGGUACAUAGAAAUUCUUGUCCCUAUACAAUAUACAUUACAUUUUACUGUUGGAAAAAUUUAAUUAACUUGUUGAAGUAACUAAAAUGAAUAAAAGAAGUAAGAUAAUUAAAUGCUUUGAGAUAUUACAAAAAUUAGAUUGCAAGCUUGUAAAGAGGUAGGUGGAAUACCAAAUAACCAAAUAAGUGUUUGAAGUAGUUUAGUAAUGUGUUCAAAUUGAAUUAUUGUAAUAAACCCAUGUUUAUCAAGGGUGAUCAAUAAAAUGAUCAUAUGGAAACGUUUUAAAGUUUUUUAAAAAUAUUUUCAAUUUUUUUUAAAAAUUUAUUUGGAUUAAUUUCUAAAUUUCG
This is a messenger RNA of Ceutorhynchus assimilis (cabbage seed weevil), 1321 nucleotides long. NCBI's taxonomy places the organism in Eukaryota, Metazoa, Arthropoda, Insecta, Coleoptera, Curculionidae. The record is from the annotation of a GenBank genome assembly.